AAGAGAGCGCCUAUUCUUUUGUUAAUCGGUUGCCCUUUUUCAUGCCAUACAAACUAUGCAUUCAAAGAACAAUAACAGACGACCGACCUACCAUCGCCCCCACAAAACCGCGCCCUGGACGGAUCGACCUAACUGGAAAGAGAGAGAGAGAACAACUCAGAGACACAGGAGGCCUUAACCCUAAUCCUAAUCCUAACCCAAUAACAGCAAAAUAAAAGGGCGCAGGGCUCAAAGAGAGCAUCACCAAUUUCUCUUUUUUUUUUUUUCUGACUCCCUCAACUUGUUUUCUUCUCUCUUUUUGGCUAGCUCUCUGCAAGCCUUUCCCCCCAAACUUACCUGCGAGAACUCCGUCCCUGGGGAUUGUGAAUGGUGGAAGCCGUCGGUAAUUUAAUGCUUUUCGCUUCUCCUGCGAGGGCAACCGCGCGUAUCCCAUCCGCGCAGUUCUCCUCCUCUGUCUCGAACGACUCCGCUCUCUUCCUUCACCAGAUCCUCGCUUUCUCCUUCGGCUCCUGCAAGGAAGGCUGGUACUACCGCUGCCUCGGCGUUGAUCCCUGAACCAGUUGCCUCUUCCCACCACCCACCGGCCACCACCUUCUCCCAUCUUUCCUCCUUUUUUUUUCUGAUUAUUUCGAUUGAUCGAUUUCGUUGAUUGUUGUUUCAUCCUUUUUCAUCAUUCGAUAAGAGAAAUCAGUAAAAAAUACAAAGAUAUUAAAAACAUGUUGCUACAGAAGCCGAAGAAGAACGCCAAGGGCAACCGCCUCUUGAUCAGCGUUAACGUUCUCGGCAGCGCCGGGCCUCUCCGGUUCCUCGUUAAUGAUGAAGAGCUUGUUGCCGCGGUUAUCGACACCGCCCUCAAAUCCUACGCUCGUGAGGGCCGGCUCCCUGUUCUCGGAUCAGAUCUCAACAACUUCCUCCUGUACUCCGCCAAUGCCGGCACAGAUGCUUUGAGUCCCUGGGAAACGAUUGGAUCUCGCGGUGGAAGAAACUUCGUGCUAUGCAAGAAGCCGCAGGCGCAGCCACAGCAGCCCCAGCAGCCCCAGCCCCAGUUGCAGACGACGAACGGAGACGGGCAAUUGACCAUGAUAGCAAGAAAGGGGAGCGGCAGCUGGAAGGCAUGGCUUAACAAGUCCCUGAAUCUGAAGAUAUCUUCUCAUUGAAUUGAACUGAACUCAAUUGGUCUCUAGAAAGGGAAAAAAAACUUGUUUUUUAUCUAGUAAGGUCAGUCUUUGACUCUUUGUUUCUGGGUUUCAUUCAGCUGUUUAGGGGUUCCAUUGGACUAAGAUCACCCUUGAUUGUUAUGUUCCGAUUUCCUUUCGUCUGUUUGGUUCUUGGGCAGAGAACAAGACUGAUCUCCAUGCCCAUGAAUAAAAGUUCUAUGCUUUUCAGAGAUUGAAUAAAGAUAGAGAUCAUUUUAUUCUGCAAA
This is a messenger RNA of Nelumbo nucifera (sacred lotus), 1423 nucleotides long. RefSeq lists its product as uncharacterized. The record is from RefSeq and is a predicted model, not a curated record. Lineage: Eukaryota; Viridiplantae; Streptophyta; Magnoliopsida; Proteales; Nelumbonaceae.